AUGGCUGCAAACGACCCGUUGCGGACCGGGCUCGAUAACUUCAAGAGCCACUUCGAGCGAAACAAUUCACAGAAUGUCAGCCCAACGAAUAAAUCAUUUCCCAGGAACGCUUCUGCUGUAUCGUCGGUAGCAAGCCCAAAAGGGUCGCUCUUUGGGUUCAAAACGCCACUUUGGCCUUCAAAAACAGAGGACGGCGAUGACAUGAAAGAUGACCUGUCCGCCGACGCGCCCGAUCAAAAGAGACCUUCUCCUCUGUCUAGUAGACAGAAGUCAGAUGCAACAAGCCUAGAUAGCACCACAUCAGCAUCAAGUCUCUCUACAUCACCCCCUAAUAGCAUCCGAUUUGACGAGCAGGAGGGAGAACUGGCGCCUCUGUGCCUGUUCGGACCAGCAGCUGAGUCAAUCAAUCCGUUCAUCAGGGCACUGCAGCUUCAGUAUCUGGUCAAAGACUCAAUAGAAGAGGGCAGGACAUCUGAGUCUGGCGGCCGAGCGCUAGCAUAUGCUACGCGCAACUGGCUCGAGAGCAGCCGCAAAGGGCAGCGUGAAUGGGAGGAUGCGAACGACGACCCACCGUGCGCUGUGUGCUGUGCGACGCAGGCGGACGCAGCUCGGUCGGUCCUGGAUGAGCAAUUCGGCUUUUGCAGCUCGUUGAACUUGCAGUAUAACGACUACGAGCAAUACGCCUGGUCCUUCGGCUCCAGGUAUGUGAUUGUCGAAAAACAGCAUUGGAAUCUGCGCCUAGAUUCGAUGCCGACAGAAGUCUGGGCAACGCGAAUGCUCCGGAAGCUCAGUGGAGUCCCAGUGCCCGACGUGGUCGCUGCUUGGAAAGAGGGCCACGUUGCCAUCACAAUAACCGAGCGUGCACGGGGGCGGCGUCUGUCGGACAUCUGGAAUACACUCUCUGAGGCCGUACGAGUCAGUAUUGCAAAACAAGUGACAGAAUGCGUAAAAAAAUGGAGAAGAAUUAAUUCUCCCAAGAUAUCGGCCCUUGACGGGAGUCCUUACCUUACCUCCGAGCGCAUGAUUGGGGGUUCUGAAGGGCAAUCCUUACUUUUUGAAACCGAGGGCCAAUAUCGAGAGCACAUUCGCGAACAGCUCGCAGGAGAGGGGUGGGAUGAUGACUUCAAGGAUUUAACACUCAGGUUGAUGCCGGGGACCCUACCAUUUGUCUUCACUCACGGUAAUCUCACAUUAAACAACAUAUUUAUCGAGAAUGAGCUGGUUUCUGCCAUCACCGGUCUAGAUCGUGCUGCAUACCUUCCGGUGUGGGCUGAAUCACUCGCCACACACUUUGCAUAUGGCACACACGAGCGUGAGUGGAAGGGGCUGUUAUUCAAGUACAUUGCUUUUCCGGAGAUAAAAGGGUACUGGAACGUGUGUCAGGAUCUCCAGAUAGCAAAGUCUCCCAAAGGAACAGAUGGCAAUACGAAGGCUAAGGGUGAAACACCAGCUCGACGUGUAACUCUCUCCAUUGCGCAUAUCCAAAGUGCGGGCAUUGAGAGGAAUACGAAGGAACAGCUUCAACAGCUUGACAAACAGCAACUGCAAGGGAAGGAGCAAAAGAAGAUCCACAAUGAAGAGCUUAAAGCAAGGCUUGAGGCACUGGUCGAAGAGAAGGAACGAAAAGAGGCGGAAGCUACAGCUCUACAAGAUGAAGAAAGGCGCCGUAAAGCGCCCAAGAAAGACUUAAAAGCUAAAAGGUCGACCAAGUUGGUCAUGCAGAGUUCGAGCGCUCAAACGGAGCCACGAGUGAAGCGAGCGUUAAAGGUACAGAAGAGACCAGAAGGCCUCGCGGAAUGGCUUGGGAGGCAUCCCUCGCAGGUUGCUGGCGGAAGUAUAGGAGAUGCAGAUGAGGAAGGGAACACAGUACAAGACAGAAUUGGAUCAUCACAAGCAAAGAAGCGACUGUCGGAAGAUGAACGAACGCCAGGUUGGGAGGCCGCUCUCCAGAGAGCAUACAGGAAAGACGGGACGGGCAGAAAGUCGGUUUUAGAAGCCCCUCGGAAGCAUGUACUUCAACCAGAAUAUGGGGAUCUAGCCGUCCAAGCUUCUGAGCCGCCACUCACACCCAACAAGCUCAUCGCAGAUAAUCCAGCACAUAUCAUCUACGCCAGGCAUGGCACGUCGGCUAAUGUCACCUACCCUGCCGGAUUUCACAUCAUGAGGAAAACCGGCAAGGGUGACGACUGUGGGCUGAUUUCCAUCCUGAAAAGUCUCCAAAACCAAUUCAAGCGCCUCAAAUCCCAGACGACGCUUCCCGACUUACGAAGUGCAAUGGAGUAUGCCAAGCACGAGCUCCACGCUCAGAACGAGGUCAACGUACAGUUUUACUCUCACCUAGAUCAACUCGCUUUGGCGCUACGUUACUGGAAUCCGAACGCGUAUGAGACUGUAGAUAUUCAGUUGGGAUGUGUCUUCAAAGAUGGAAGAGAGUACCGUGACCCGUACCCCACAGACAGCUCGACUACGACUCUAUGGAUCUACUCACAUCGUGAUUCAGCGGUUUCUGGUACUGGACCGAGUCCGAAGGAGCAUUACUAUGGACUUCAGCCAGUCUCUGUGUCUCUUGCCAAACCUCAAGUGGAAGCGCAACCUGCCGUCGGCGAUGCCGAGGGAUUUGACAGAAAGAGUAAGGAGGUAGUUGAAGCAAGCUCAGGAGGGCAGCAGCCCAAUCACCCCGGCAAUGACAACUUCAAUGGAGAAAAUCCCGACAGUUACAGGAUCAAGGACCUGCUAGUAACGACAACAGGAGAACCGCGCCAUGAUAUGGACGAGAUACUUGAAGAAGAUCUUAAGAGGGAGAAUUUCUCCCAAGUUGAACCUGGACCCAACCUCAAAGGAUCACAAGCCGAGUCUUCCACGGAGGCGCGGAAGAAUGAUAGAGAUCCAGAAGACAAAAAUGAAAGACAAUAUUUGAGAAACGAAGGUGAGCAAUACAGUGAUGACGAACCGAUGAAUAGUGAGGGCUACAACUCAGAUACUGGUAAUCGGGAGCCUCAGAUGAAGGCUGCACAAGACUUGGAGGAUGACUUGGAGGAAAAUGAGGGCACUGUAGUUUCCGACGAUGGGUUCAAAUCCGAGCAGAAAUCCGUUAGCGUCGAGUGA
Molecule: messenger RNA, 3105 nt
Organism: Neoarthrinium moseri
Lineage: Eukaryota; Fungi; Ascomycota; Sordariomycetes; Amphisphaeriales; Apiosporaceae
Exons: 1
Coding region: 1-3105 (1034 amino acids)
Source: RefSeq, a predicted model, not a curated record